Molecule: messenger RNA, 4322 nt
Organism: Uloborus diversus
Lineage: Eukaryota; Metazoa; Arthropoda; Arachnida; Araneae; Uloboridae
Product: nose resistant to fluoxetine protein 6-like
Exons: 16
Coding region: 1-3204 (1067 amino acids)
Molecular function (GO): acyltransferase activity, transferring groups other than amino-acyl groups
Source: RefSeq, a predicted model, not a curated record
AUGCUCGUUCACAGAAGAAUAGUGCUUCAACUUGGAGCUAUGUUUUUAAUAGUGACAUUAAAAACUCACGGUGUCGUGACUAGAUCUAUCACAGACAGUGGUCAUCAGCAAAAAUCAUUGCUAGGGCCCGAAACAGCCAGCAAGGUGAUUCCUUCAACAAACAGGACAGAUCACCACUCCGCAUCAAAACUGAAUCAUAACUUACACGUGACGCCCAACGAUUAUAACGCGAAAAGCACGAGUGGUGUGAACUUGACUCACGUGAGUGCUAAAGUUGUGGACGAUACUUUUUCAAAUGUAAAUAAAUCAAUGCAUAAAAACUACUUUGAUAAUGAUUUAAGUUAUUUUCAGCAAAGCUCAACUGAAGCGGGCCUCUUAAAUUCAUUCAUAUCAUCUGAUCAUAACUUCUCGAAAACAUCUGAAGAUACAAAUUCUUCAGAAUCCUCAUUUUCUGCACAAUUUGUAGCGAACAAUAUCACAGAAGUGCCAUUCGAAAGUUUAACAAUUCUAGGCGAGGGUCAAGUUGGAGGACCUUUCAACGUAUCCAUUCUGCGAAGUACUGACAGCACAGAUCUCAAUGGUUCCACAAAACAAAACUUCGGCCCAGACUUGAAAAAGCUAAAAGAGAACGUAGAUAGCUUUAAAGAUAAUUUUAGAAAAUUAUUGCUCGAGGCAGAUUCUCCGUCAGGAGAAGAUUUGAAGAAUCAGAUAAAUUCAAGAAAUACGUCUGAACAACAAGACAGCGAAAGAUCUUCAUUGACAGAUUCCAUGAACCUAAAUACCUCUUCUUCGGAUCAGGAUUUCCACGAUAUAUUGUAUGCCGAAGGAUCACCUUCUGAUAUGGAAUUAUCGCCUAAAGACUAUAAUCCUACACUCAAAGCUUUUAAAAGAGAUCCAAGUCACAGAAAAAACUUUGUUGCCAACGUAACUGAAAUAAGUCAAAAAGUUGGGAAUUUCAUACAGAAACAGUAUUGGGACACCGAAGCACAAAGCUCUCAGGAUGAACUCCUUCCUCGAGGUUUAGAGACUCUGGUAAGCGGUGUUGAAGAAUCUGAACUGCCUUCAUCUCAGGUACUACAGCAAUGGGUGAACCUCGAGGAGAAUUUCAGAGAGUCUGUAGACGCUGUAGUUCGACAAGCAUUACCACUACUGGUCCGAGCUUCUUCAGAGAUGCAACUGAGCAACGGUUGUUACACUAGUUUCUUUCAAUUGCUGCUGGGAUUGAGAAGACUGAGACCAUGGGCUUUCCAAAUGAUUGACGCUUUUGGGAAACCUCCAGCUGGUAUGCUUCAAGGAACAGUGACGUCAUUUGGUGCUUAUGACGAAUGCGUCAACAUUGUGGCCAUGUCCGAUUCAAAGAAGAAAAGUUAUUCUCAGCAGUAUUUUAGAGGAAAGUACUGUACUGUGGAAAUCAAGCCUCCUUUACCACCCAAGCCUCAGUAUUACACAAUGUAUCAACCUGUCAGCAUACUUGCAAAUUUUUCCAACGGCGAUGAUAAUGUUAUACGCCAAGCUGCUCGCCAAGCUCAUGCUUUCUAUUUCCUCACUUAUCGUAUGGAUGUCUGUGUGCCAUCUACUUGUACUCAAGAUGAUGUUAACAAUAUGGCUCAGUUUGCUGCGAAAUACAUCGAUAUUGAAGUUGCAGUGCCAAGAUGCAGUGUCAAAGAAAAUUUAGAAUGGGACAGAAAUCAAGUUAUAAUAAUCUGCAUCGUAGGAGUUCUUUUUUCAUUCGUGGUGUUUGGUACUUUCUUAGAUACCUUGGGGGAGAUCUUUCACAAAACAAAAGCGUUAGGAAGAUGUCUUAACAAUUUGGUGGCGAAGUUCCUUUUGUCCUUCUCCUUGAACACCAAUUCGAAUCUUCUGCUGAACACAGACGAUGGUGAAAGUGGUCUCGAUUCCUUGCAUGGCAUGAGGUUCUUUGGGAUGGGGUGGUUAGUACUUGGACAUACCUACUUCAACAGCAACGUGCAGAUGUAUGGUAACUUAUCUGAAGCAAGUGCAUUCGCUGAAGGGUUUUUAUUCCAGAUCAUCGUCAACUCUACCGUAUCCAUUGACACGUUCUUUUUUAUAAGUGCUGUAUUAUUAUCGUAUCUGACGCUGCAAAGUACUAGCAAGCAUGGAUAUUACAGUAUACCAAGGUUGUUCUUGAGGCGAUUAAUAAGGACCUUGCCUCCUUACAUGAUGGUCAUAGCAGCCACACUUCUUCUACCACACCUUGGGUCUGGACCGUUCUGGAACGAAACUGUUGAUCCCGUUGUGGAAUCUUGCAAACAAAAUUGGUGGACCAACAUACUUUUUAUCAACAAUUUCGUCACAACGCCGGUGCAAAGGUGCUUGGAACAUUCUUGGUACCUUUCGUGCGAUUUCCAGUUGUUCACCAUCGCCUUGUUCUUACUUCUAGCUCUUAACAGACAUCCAGCACUCGGCAUAGCACUUAAUAUCGUUAUGAUUAUGGUAUCCAUGGUGAUGACCGGACUCCUGACUUAUUACUACAAGGUGCCACCAACUUUGCUUGCGAGUUUUCCUGAUCCAGAAGAGAGAAAAUUCUUGAAUCAUGUAGUUAUCAGUAAGCCAUACUGCCAUCUUGGACCCUAUUGCGUAGGACUUCUUACUGGAUAUCUAUUUUACAAAUGUCGGGAAAUUAAGUUAAAAGCGUACCACCACAUUUUGGGCUGGGGUAGUUCCAUCGCGGUCACCGCAGCAGUGGUGUACGGGGUGCUUGAAUGGAACAAAGGCAACAUGCCAUCCACAGCGGCUGCUCUGGCUUAUGCUGCAACCCAUCGAACUGCAUGGGCAUUAGGUCUUUCUUGGAUAACUGUUAUAUGCGUAGCUGGCUAUGGAAGUAUCAUCAGUCGAAUUUUAUCCUUUAAAGUAUUUGUUCCUUUGAGUCGUUUGACAUACAUGGUGUACCUCAUCCAUCCAUUAAUUCAAUAUAUACUCACCGGUUAUAUUAGAGAGAGAUUACAAACGAAUCACAUUAUCCUGGCAUAUUUUUUCUUUGGACACAUAAUGACAUCCUAUGCUUUAUCUGCCGCUUGCUUCUUCCUGUUUGAUGGCCCUGUCGAGGCACUGAUGAAUCUGCUUUUGGGAAAUUGCACUGCACCAGCGCCAGAACUCUCGAAAACAUCGGCCGUCAAGAAGCUUUCUAACAACAACAUACAAACUGAAAAAGAACGAAAUAUGUCACUUAGAAUUACAAGUUGAAAGAUAGAGGCAUUUCGUUUGAGUCUUCAACGAAAAUUAAGUUAUCGGUGAUUAAGCCCUGUUCAUUCAAUGAGACUCUUGAACGAGACACGUGCAAGUUGAAGUUCUGAUGGACGUGAAAAGCCUAGGUUGCCGAUUUUUUCAUACAUGGCCAAACUUGAUUCUUAUAGUCCGUGACAAUCAUUGAAAUUCAUAGCAACAAAAAGUGCGCUAAGGCAUUCCCUGUUUUACAUUCAUACAAACAAAAUAUCCAAUCCCUGUCCCAUCAAAAAUAAAGAAACUUUGAAACGUUGUCAUUGAUUGGUGAAUUCAGCGCCUCUUGUGGUCGGAAUGGGCAACAUAUGAACUUUCGAUGUUUUCGAUAAUUUCAGGAGCAAAUCAUCUGAGGCUCCUAGUUGCAUCGGUUUAACACAGAAAAGUCAUAAAUUAUCUAGGCACGUAAAGCGUAAGCGAAUCACGUACGGUCAUGUUUCAUAACAAUGGCUGUUCAUCUCACCAUUAUAGGUUAAAACCUAACAUUCACGUAUUCGAUAAUUUAAAAGAAAUUUCUUAAAUUCGACAAAAGAUGCAACAUGCGAAAAAGCAAACUUCAGGAUGUUUGUUGGCUUUUGAAUGAUCUAUUUAUUGUUUUGAACAAUCCAUUUGAGUUUUCACGAAAGGCUACCCCAACCUGCCCACUGUUACGUAAAAACAACAACUUGUCUGACUGCCUUUAUUACACACCACAGUUAUAAUUCUAGAGAUUCAUUGCUUUCUUCUACGUAAGCUCAUUGGGCAACUUUGCAUUGUGUGUUCUUGAAAUCCAACACUCAAGAAGAGCUUCAAAUAUGUAUUUAAGAUGUGUGUCAGGAUUUUUUCUAACCUUCCUAGAAACGUAUUUUCUGUCUAAAGCUAUAUUUAAAAGUUGAAUGUAUUAUAAAACGAUAACUAAAGAGGAAGUAGAAGAACAUAUGGAACGCACUGAUGAUGGAACUAGUAGUGCCUUUCUUAAAGAUUGCAUGAAAAAGAUAUUUUUUGUCACUUUUCAAUAAAAAGUGAAACUGUGUAAAUAUGUAAAAAAUCCGAAAUCAUUAAUUGCAUUUUGCUGAUGUGUGGGUUUACAUAAUCCAUUGAACAAU